AUGGUUAGAACUCAGGAAGAAAUGGGAGCAACAAAAUUAGAGGAGUCCAAUGAGGAAGAAACAAUGGGGGAAAAACAACAUUCAAAAGAAUGGGUUCAUGACAGAAUACUUUACAAUGAUGAUGAAGUAUUGUUUGAUGUUGAUGACGAUAUUAUGGAUAUUAUUGGGGAUAAUGACAAAAAAUCUGAGCCCUUUGAAGCAUUGCUUGAUGUUGUGACCUUAGAGAUCACACAAAGAGACGGUGAAACCAGGUUUGAGAGGGCUGAAGCAUAUGGUGAUUUCAAUUCUUUAGAUAACAUCCUAAACAUAAUGAAAUGGAGUGAUAAAGAUAUGAAUUUUUUACAAGACCAAAUACAAGAAAAUUCUAUCAAUAAACAAAGGAUUGGGGUGUUAACAACAGAAAAUGAAGAGUUGAAAAAGGUGAUCAAAUGCAUGGAAACGAAUGAAACAACUAAAAAGAAAGGGGAGGAAUGUGCAGAUAAUGUUGUCAUGAAAACACAAGUCCUAGAUUUCGUGAUAAAACUGAUGGAUAAAGAUAUACAAAUUUUUGAGUUGGAGAAUCUUGUGAAAGUUAUGAAGAAGGAAACUGACGAUGUCAAGGCUGAAAUGGCACAACUUGAA
Molecule: messenger RNA, 621 nt
Organism: Ilex paraguariensis (yerba mate)
Lineage: Eukaryota; Viridiplantae; Streptophyta; Magnoliopsida; Aquifoliales; Aquifoliaceae
Source: the annotation of a GenBank genome assembly